Ilex paraguariensis (yerba mate) is the source of this 348-nucleotide messenger RNA. NCBI's taxonomy places the organism in Eukaryota, Viridiplantae, Streptophyta, Magnoliopsida, Aquifoliales, Aquifoliaceae. The record is from the annotation of a GenBank genome assembly.
AUGCUCGAAGUAGCUUGUGGAAAGCGACCGGUAAAGCUCCGGGGAAUGCCAGACGACAUAAUAUUGAUGGAAUGGGUUCUGGGGAAAUGGAAACAAGGAGCUAUUCUUGAGGCGAGUGAUCCGAGAUUAGAGGGGUCUAGGCCUAGCAUGAGGCAGGUGGUGCAGUUUUUGGAUGCAAAUGCAAUGUUGCCGGAAGAAUUUAUGGAUGCUGAAGGUAUUGGUAUGGCUGCAUUAAUGGGUAAUGAAUUUUCAAAUGAAUUUGCAACGACUUUCCCUUCAUCAACAUUUGGGGAUGCUUCUACUACUAAUGACCUAGCUAGUACUUCACUCCUUGGCUCGGGUCGUUAG